Xenopus laevis (African clawed frog) is the source of this 1092-nucleotide messenger RNA. RefSeq names its product C-type lectin domain family 2 member B (gene clec2d.L). NCBI's taxonomy places the organism in Eukaryota, Metazoa, Chordata, Amphibia, Anura, Pipidae. Bases 102 to 776 code for a protein of 224 amino acids. The record is from RefSeq and is a predicted model, not a curated record. The transcript is spliced from 5 exons.
GUGUCCAAUGAAUGACAGACACACAGCAAUACCUGUGAAGAAGGAACUGAUCACAUUGGACAUAAAACUUAUUACUGCUGGAGAGUCAGUGAGAGACAGAAAUGGGGUAUAACGAGUGCAAUGGAGAAGAUUCCCGGCUCAGGGAGAAGACACACACAGGAGCAGAUGUGGAAGGGUCACCUGACCCCCUCCUCUUGUUUAAUAAACCACCGACAAAUGAGCCGCCAAAGAAGAAACUAGAGAUGCGUUCCAGUAUUUGCUUCAGCUCCCGUCAUGUUCCUUUAUUACUGGCAGUCUCUAUAAUUAUCAGUUUAAUCAUUGUUAUUGUGGGUUUGGCUGUUUCAUUUCACACAGGUUUCACAAAACCCUGCCCAGUGUGCCAAACUUGUGGUUAUUCUGCCCCCUGUGAGGAGGACUGGAUCUGGUACCGGGGGAAAUGUUAUUAUUUCUCUGAGACAUAUGAUGAGUGGAACAACAGCCAGAACUUCUGUGCCUCCCACAAUGCAUCUCUCUCUCUCAUCGACUCCCAGGAGGAACUGGAUUUUCUAAGAAGACAUAAGGGUCUCUAUGACCACUGGAUCGGGCUGUACAGAGACAUUGAUGGGCCGGCGUGGGUCUGGGCCAAUGGAUCCUUGUUCAGAAAUACGUUCCGUAUAGAAGGAGAUUCCCCGUGUGUUUACCUUAAUAACAACCGUAUUGGCAGCACAGAGUGUCAUGGAGACAAGAAAUGGAUCUGUAAUAAAAUAGAUGCAAAUAGUCACAUGCCACAUUUUUAAUAGGAGACACUAUGAGAUGUUGCCAUAUGUGUCUGCAGUUGCCCACGUGCCACAGAGGUUUGUGCCCAUUACAGGCUGCCCGGGCCCUUCCCCUCGUGGGCUGCGCUGCACUGAUGAGUCCCAAACAGGACGAAACGCAUUGUUACUGUUUGCUCAUUGGCUCAAAUGUGCAGCUGGGAAUGGUGGGUUUGGUGCCCCUUCCAUGUAAUGGAGUAUAGUGGUACAGAGUAGCUCUGAAUGGGCAGAUAAACCUCUGUGGCUGCAGGUGCAGAUGUGCAUUGAGUUUCUGGUUCUUAAAGGACAACUAAAGCCUAAC